Molecule: messenger RNA, 2666 nt
Organism: Gadus macrocephalus (Pacific cod)
Lineage: Eukaryota; Metazoa; Chordata; Actinopteri; Gadiformes; Gadidae
Gene: banp
Product: BTG3 associated nuclear protein
Exons: 13
Coding region: 139-1671 (510 amino acids)
Biological process (GO): negative regulation of protein catabolic process; protein localization to nucleus
Molecular function (GO): DNA binding
Source: RefSeq, a predicted model, not a curated record
UUAUCCCAGCCUAGGUCGCUAUGGUAGCUCUCGGGAACUCCAGCAGACGACGGACGAGCCCCACAUCUCUCGCGAGGAACGACGCCGUUAUCGGAAUCUCUACAAACAACACGAGAAUUCGUCAUUCACACGCUGUGAAUGAUGUCAGAGGGAGACUUGGAUGAAAUCGUACAAAUUACAGUGGAGGACUUCGCUCAAGGCGACCAGAACGAAAUGCUGGAAAAUCAUGAAGACGAUGGAGAAAGGUCCCAACGGAAAAGGAGAAAAUUGAGCACAGAAAACAACAGCCAGGAUAUAUCCUCGAUAAGGAGCCUGUUGAGUUCCCUCCAGUCCACAAUCUGCCAGCGUCUUGAGGGCAUCGAGUCCAAGCUGCAGGCCGUGGAGGCCUCGUGUAAAGCCUUCGGACGGAAGCUGGACAGCCUGGUGCCCAGUGCUAAGAGCCAGAGUCCCAUCCAGGUGCCCAUGGUGGCCGGCUCCCCUCAGGGUGCCACCCAGACCUGGAACAAAGUGCGAUGUGUUGUUCCACAAACGAACGUGAUCGUGAGCAGUGACCGGCCCAAGAGCUCCAUCCCGGAAGACAGUCCUCUGGAGAACCUGCUCAGCAACACGGUGGGCAGCGGCCGGCGCCAGAACACCAUCCUGGUGAAGGUCCCCGGCCCCGAGGAGAGCCAGGAGGACCAGGACAGCGGCUCGGAGGCCAGCGACUCGGUCUCCAACAGCGGCAACACGUCCAACACGCAGAACGGACAGACGGUCACGCUGAUCACGCUCAACUCGGAGGAGGACUUCCCAGCAGGCACCUGGCUGGGCGACGAGAACAACCUGGAGAUGCGCGUGAGGUGUCCCAUCUCGGCCGCCGACAUGCUCCACAUCGCCACCAACUGCCGGACGGCGGAGAAGAUGGCCCUGACCCUGCUGGACUACCUGUUCCACCGCGAGAUCCAGGCCAUGUCCAACCUGUCCGGCCAGGGCAAGCACGGCAAGAAGCAGCUGGACCCUCUCAUGAUCUACGGCAUCCGCUGCCAUCUGUUCUACAAGUUCGGCAUCACGGAGUCGGACUGGUACCGCAUCAAGCAGAGCAUCGACUCCAAGUGCCGGACAGCCUGGAGGCGCAAGCAGCGGGGACAGAGCCUGGCGGUCAAGAGCUUCUCCAAAAGGGUCCCGCGCUCAAGCACUGAUGGGGGCGGCGUUGAGACAACCCACAUGGAGACGACCACCCAGCAGACCCUGCACUACUCCUUGGCCAAUCAGCAAGUCCAGAUCCACCGCAUAGGGGAAGACGGUCAGGUGCAGGUGAUUCCUCAAGGUCAGCUACACAUCGCUCAGGUGCCACAGGGAGAGGAGGUGCAGAUCACUCAAGACAGCGAGGGAAACCUGCAGAUCCAUCAGGUGCACGUCAGCCAGGACGGACAGGUGUUGCGGGGGGCUCAGCUCAUAGCGGUGGCCUCGUCUGACGGGGGGGCCACGACGGUGGAGGGCAGCAGCCUCCCCUCGGACAUCCAGGUGCAGUACGUCCAGCUGGCCCCCGUCGCCGAUCACACGACUGCUGUACAGGCCUCAGAGCUGGCCCCCGGCAUGCAGGAGGACCUGGAGGUGAAGGAGGCCCUCCAGGGAGCCAUGCAGUCAGAGAACGGCGAGGUGGUGCAUGUCGUCAACUCUAUCAUCUCCUGAAGAGGGGGGACCGUGCCCUCCUCUAAGCCCCCCAAAGACAUGCUCCUGACCGGGGGAAACCCCCUCUGGAGCCCAGCGGCCAGCAGGGGGCGCCACCACGGACGAUGCUUUUCUUGUUCAGUUUUUUGUAUUUUCCAACAACGGUGGUGAGGAUUGAUUGGAGCAUGAAGAACCAUAUCAGUUGUUGUUUGUUUUUGGCCCUCCCAACAACACCAUGAGUUCAAGUGCGUUGAAGUUCUCUUUGGCGAAACUUCAGUGGGGAGGCAGUUAGGCGGGGUCGUGCCAGGUCAGAUGGACCCGGCCCAACCCCCCCCCCCCUCCAGGGCAUACCCAACGGACCCGGGAGUCCUCCUCCCACGGAGAGCGCCUCGCAGAGCCACGGCCCCCCCCCCCCCCGGUACCGCAUCCAUCUGCACCCGCCCUGCUUACGUCAAAUCUAAAGGUUCAAGUUAAGCUCUUGUUGGUUCAUGUUGAUCCUCUGGGUUCAGUUGAGGUCCUCGACUCCACCUUCAGACUAAGCAGCGCAGCCCUCUGUUUUCACCUUGAUACGAUACGAUAUAAUAUGUUUUUCGGCGGACGUCCAGGACUUGGCCGAGGCAGGUCUCUCGUUACCCCAUGGGGUUGCGGUGUCCUGCUGCUGGGGCUGGGCUGUGGGCCGUGACCUGUGAUCCCAAAGAGUCAGCUCUCCUGGCGUUCUGAAGCGGUCUCUGCUUGUCGUAAACCCUGCCUUCCCCAAGGGCUCCCCUGGCUGUUUUCGUAUUGCCGCCGCCGCAUCGCGUUGUCCCUCGGUUAGAUUUGUCUAAUUGUAACAUGCUGACAUUUUUUUGUUUUUCUGGUUUAUUUUUCCCUCCCCCUCAAGGUAGAAUACCACAUAGUAGACAGGGUAAGGGAUGCAAUGGGGCAGACUUUGUAACCAAUAGAAUGGUUAGAAAGUCUUUGGGUUUGUCUCUGAGAAAUAUGAAUUCUUGUGAAUAAAAUAUUUUGUGGGUCCCUGU